Molecule: messenger RNA, 4231 nt
Organism: Larimichthys crocea (large yellow croaker)
Lineage: Eukaryota; Metazoa; Chordata; Actinopteri; Sciaenidae
Gene: crsp7
Product: cofactor required for Sp1 transcriptional activation, subunit 7
Exons: 3
Coding region: 373-2277 (634 amino acids)
Biological process (GO): positive regulation of gene expression; regulation of transcription by RNA polymerase II
Cellular component (GO): core mediator complex; mediator complex; nucleus
Molecular function (GO): transcription coregulator activity
Source: RefSeq, a predicted model, not a curated record
CCACUGGACCCUUAACACAUCCUCGGGCAUGCCCGGGAGUGUAGGUGUACGUCAGGGGAUGUUUACUUGACUACGUGCAGACGUCAAAGCGCAUACAUCGUAUCCCAGCAUGCAGCAGGAGGCCGUUGAGGGAUCCAGCAGCUGGUAGUGAGUUGCUAGAGCGCCGAGCAGGCAGCAGCCGACGGUCAACACAGCGCACACAUUUCCUGCUCCAUGUGAGAAAACCCGAGCCGUCUACUUUCACAGGCGACUGAAAAUAAUGCUGUUCGGCCGCCUGACGAGUCACCGCGCCGGCUUUUGAGUCACCAUUGUCACCCGGUUUUCAUUUUGGAGGAUUCCUCCCUCCAUCCUCCGGAUCGCACCGAACAGGCAAUGACAACGGUCUCAGCAACCCCGCAGCAGAUGAGGGACCGGCUGCUGCAGGCCAUCGACAGUCACAGCAAUAUAUGCAAUAUGGUGGCUGUACUCGAGGUAAUUUCCUGUCUUGAAAAGUACCCUAUCACCAAAGAAGCGCUUGAGGAAACCCGACUAGGAAAAUUGAUCAAUGACGUAAGGAAGAAGACCAAGGAUGAAGACCUUGCCAAGCGUGCUAAGAAACUCCUAAGGAACUGGCAAAAGUUGAUUGAACCUGGGCCGGCUGUGGCUGCGAGUGCUCCCGGGUCUACCAAUGGCAGUUCUCAUCCCUGCAGAACGGAGCCCUCUCCUCCUGACAUAUCCGUGUCAGGGAAGGGAGUCCCCGAAGUCAAAACCAGAAAUGAUGUUCACAACACAUACUCACCAAAAGCCGAGAAAUCAAGCAGCCGCAAACGCCGAGCGGAGCACCGAGACAGCGGAGUGCACUUACCAGAAAAAAUCUCCAAGAUGUCCUCGUAUGAUAACUCUGUUUCGCCGCCACCCACCAAUGGGAUUGCAGGCAGUCCUGAUGCCCCGCCUGACCAGCAAGUCAUCCCGUCUCCUGACAGAUCGCGGAUAGAGCACCUUGAGAAUGAUAAAAUCAACAGAAUUCCGGUCAACGCCGUCAAGCCUCGUCCCAGCUCCCCUGGAGUGGCCAAACUACCUAGCACUUCCUCUAUGAUCAAGGUUGCUGUGAUGCAGCAACAGGCUAGAUUGGAUGAAGGAGGAGGAGGAGGAGGAGGUGGUGGUGGGGGAGGAGGCGGCGGCGGCGGAGGGGGGGCGUAUUAUCAAGCCAAAAGUCCUCGUGGCCUCACUACCAGCCCAAGGAGCAUGAAGCAAGACACAGUGACCAAGCGCUCUUCAGCAUAUGCACCGAAAGGAACGCCUGUCCCAAGUCCUUCCUCUAGGGAUUCUCCCUUGUCUUUGCCUCAGACUGUUUCCUCCCCAGCCCAAGCAUCAUACGCUGACAAGCUGCCACAUUCUUCUCAUAGGUCUUCAAUGCACUGGGCCAGUUCGUCAGAAAUCCCUUCUCAUUGUCCGCCACAAGACAUAUCUGCAACACUGGAGCCCCUAUCUGUCUCCCCUUCACCCUCUCACCCCCAACACAACUCAGAACUACACAGGCCGAUAUCUGAGGCAGUCCUGUCCGUGUCUGACGACACAGACGGGACGAUGGUCCCCAACUCGGAGCAUAAAAGGAGGAAGUACAGAUCAAGAGACUACUCUGUCAACUUAGAUGGCCAGAAAAUAGAGGACACGACUAAGCCUGUGCGGUUAAAAGAACGCAGACUAACAUUUGACCCAGUCACAGGUCAGAUCAAACCUCUGGUACAUAAAGAACCUUCUCAAACAGAGGACGCUCCCACUCCUGACCCUGCUGAGUCUAGGCAGAGAACUGAAAGCACUGUACAACAGCCAGCUGCCCCGGCCCCAACCCCAACCCCAACUCCAGGUCCAGCACCUACCCAAGCCCCAGGUCCUAGCCCGAACCCUUUCCAUCAAACGAACUGGAAGGAGCUGUCCAGAAACGAAAUCAUCCAGUCCUACUUGAACCUUCAGAGCAAUGUGCUCACUUCCUCGGGGGUCCAGGCCCCUAGUGCACACUUUUUCAUGUCAGAGUAUCUGAAAAGGGAAGAACAGGAGACCAAGGACUCACGGAAGAUACAUGUUCUGCAGACGGACAGCUUAGUAGGGGAUUUACCGGGCGUGAGCCGGGAGGUGACGGGCGAGGACCUGGGCAGGAUACACACACAGCACUGGCCGGGGGUAAACGGUUGUUAUGACACCAAGGGUACCUGGUAUGAUUGGACAGAGUGCAUAUCAUUGGACCCUCACGGGGAUGAAAGCAAAUUGAACAUCCUGCCAUAUGUUUGCCUAGACUGAAGGGUUUGGGGAAGGUUGCAGUCCUUUUCCACUCCUUUCUUUCGUCUCCCACGAGAGACGAGAUACUUUGUGAUUUUGUUUGUCCACUGUGAGUUCGGCAAAAGCCAGGCCUGCUAAACUCCACCCCCCCUUGCCCCACGCCUCUUCCUCUUUCUGUGAUAAUCUAUUGAGAUUUUGGUAUAUAUAAAAAGAAAAAAAGAGUAAAAAAAAAAAAAAUUAUAAGAAUAGUUGAGUUUGUAAUACCAAGGGCUGUUUCUGUUUUAUUUUUCAAACUGAAAGCCACAGGAAUGAUGAGGCCCUAGUUGUAGAGUGCUGCUACGAACACUGAAGGCAAGAAAGAGAUGACAGAAUCAUCCCAGGCGACUGGACGUGGAGUUAUGACGUUAGUUUGUGAUGUUCUGACUCGUGCCUCUAUUUCAGGCUCACUGGGAUAAUUCUGUUUUCUUUUUUUUUUCCCUUUCUUUUUUUUUUUUUACCUUCUGACGAGGAAUUACAAUCUAGGGUUAAAUUUGAGGGGAAGGCUGGGGUUUAGCUGUCCUGUCCUAACCGCCAUGUUGGUGCCCAGGAAGGUGUUGAUAAGAGUUCAUCUAGCACAGGUAGAGCUGAACAUGUCCAGAGUAUGAAUUACUGGAGCAUAUUUGGCAGUUACAAGAAGCUUUAUGUGAGAUAUAAAAGAGUAAAUUAUAAAUUUCUUAACAUGUAUACAUCUAUUUAUUUUGACCAGUUCAUUUAUGGGACGUUCAUCCAAAGACGUUCGGAAAACCUAUAGAUCUGUUUUUUUUUCCUGUCUGCAUCAUACUGUUCAAUGUUAGAGGCAUACAGAUGUUCUAUGUUUGUUUUGUUUUGCAGGGUCUCUCUUUAAGAUGGACCAUUUGGGUCAUAAACAUUCCACAUCACACCCACCCUUCACCCACUUUUCGCUCUCUCCGUCUCAUCGUACAGCUCCUACGCGUUCAUGCCAUUUCAACUCUCAAGAGGAAAUUUAUAGUGUGGCACUAAUUUAGAAAUAAUUCAGCUAAAAUGAUGAAAACUCUUCACCGUGUGCUAAUUCUCCCCGAGCCUGAUAUAUUAAAGAAUGUCAAAUCAGACGGUGCUGAUGUAUAAUUGCAUUUUAGAGACAAAAACAAGGAAAUAUUUGAAUGCUGGGACUUCAUUUUCAAUUCUUUUUAGAUAUUGUUUUGUGAUUUAAUCGCAAUCUUUUUCUCAGUUUAACAUCUUUAACGAAUGUACAAGAUCACAGGAGACCUCUUACAGUUGACAACUUGGUUGUUUGAUUACUGGCUUAAUUCAAGUGUGAAUAGUGACUGACUCUCCCACAUUACAAGUUCAGCAGCUGCUUUUGAGACAUUUAGGACGCUGUUUAAGGCUUUCUUUUGCUUCCAUGUUUAAAUCUAUCAGAGAGAGAGAGAGAAAGCUGUGUGCAUCAGAUAUUUUUGGUAAUUUUCCAUGACAACUAAUACUUAAAUUUGAUUUUUUUUUUUUCCUUUUUAUACUCAUCAGUCACUACCAGUUUUUUCUCACAUGACAAAUUACGAUUGGCUUCUGUGCAGCCUCUCUGUCCAUACAUUCUUUCAGCCAUUCAUCCCUACCAAUGUGCCUUGGUAAAUGGUAAAUCUGGAUUUGCUUCCUCGUUUAAAACAAACAAACAAAAAAAACCCCAACAAAAACACGCCUGUCCGGAGUCGGGUUUUGCGUGCGAGAAUUCCAAAUCCCGUGAUCAAUACGACGCUGGUAUAUGCACCAUUUCUGUUACUUUUUUUUUUUUUUUGUACACUGAUCUAGUGAGGGUGAAGCUGCAGACAAUGAGAAAAACUGCACAACAACACAGCUGGCAAUAAAGGAGAAAAGUGCUACAACUGGUUGAUAAGAAUCUGUUUUGACUGGGGGCAUCUUUAUUUGUUCAGUGUUUAACAUCUCUCAAUUGUUUGAAAAAUAAAAAUGAUCUAAAUCUUCA